AAGUUUAUUUUUUGAAAUAAAUUUUCAGGACAAGGCCAUAGAUUACACAGACAUCGGUGGUGCUUACAUGGGACCAACACAGGAUCGUGUCUACAGGCUAUCCAAAGAAUUAGGAGUGGAAAACUUCCGUUGCUAUGAUGAAGGCAUAGCCAUUGCAUACAACAGGGGAAAAUGGCGAACAAUGGCUGGACUAUGUCCUGACACUUGGAACCCUUUCCUCUACAUGGACCUCAAUCAUUUUUGGCACUUGGUUGAUGAGAUGGGCAAGAAGAUUCCAAUGGAUCGUCCCUGGGACUUCCCUGAAGCCGAAGAAUGGGACAACAUGACGGUCAAGGAGUGGGCUGAUAAGACCUUCUGGUUCCAACUGACUAAAGACUUUGUGGCUGUUCAGUGUACGCUUGGAUUCUGUGCUGAGAAUAAAGACAUGUCUCUCCUCUACUUCCUCUGGUACAUCAAAGGAGGCUCAGGUUAUUUGAGAUUUUCAUCAACAGAAAAUGGAGCUCAGGAAAGGAAGUUUGUUGGAGGAAGUCAUCAAAUCAGUCUAACAAUGGCGGAUCGACUGGGUGAAGAACGAGUACUUCUGAGUAAACCAGUGACUGAAAUAGCCCAAGAUGCUGAUGGUGUAACAGUUACUACGGCAACAGGAGAUAUAUACAAGUCAAAGUAUAUUAUAGCAGCUCUUCCACCAGCCAUGCUGAAUAAGAUUACGUACACGCCUAGUCUACCAGCUCUCAGGAAUCAGCUAAACCAAAGAUAUCCAAUGGGGUCUGUAAUCAAGACUAUGAUGUACUAUGAUCGACCCUUCUGGAGGGAUUCAAAUUAUUCUUGCCUUGUUUUAGCUGAUGGGAUUAUAUGUGGCACUCAAGAUGAUUGCAAGCCAGGCAGCAAGUAUCCUGCUAUUAUUGGAUUUAUAGGAGGAGAUGCAGCAAGAGAAACCUGUCAUCUUACCAAAGACGAAAGGAGAGAUUUAAUAGCUCGCCGCUAUGCAACACUACUGAAGAAUGAUGCUGCUCUAAAGCCUGUUUUCUAUGUUGAGAAGAACUGGAUGGAAGAACCAUAUAUUGGAGGAGGAUAUGUCGGAUACACACCACCUGGAGUCAUAACUAAAUACUGCAAGGUUUUACGAGAGCCAAUAGGUCGUUUGUAUUUUGCUGGUACCGAGACAGCUACCAAGUGGUCUGGAUACAUGGAUGGGGCUAUCCAGGCAGGAGAGAGGGCAGCAAGAGAGAUUCUACAUGCCAUUGGAAAGAUAAGUAAGGAUGAUGUGUGGCAAGAAGAACCAGAAUCCAAGGACAUGCCAGCCCUUCCAUUUGAGGAAUCUUUCUUGGAGAGGAAUAUUCCUAGCGUGAGCGGCUUUCUCAGAUUUGUCCGUACUUCUCUCAUGUUGACUGCCAUAGGAGGAGCCAUAUGGUUGAAGAGGGACAUGAUUCAGAACUUGGUGAAAAUCUAAGAUGUCACUUUGUGCUCAUUUCCUACAGCCUAAUGCUGUCAUUAGAAGUUUGUAUUGAGGCCACAUUCAUAAAUAAUUCAGUGAUGAAUGAUUCCAUAGAGCACCAGCUGUAUAAUGGAUGAACUGUUUUCUGAAUCAGUUUGCAUACAGUACUUCUUGCUAUAUCAGGCAAGCUUUCAAAUUGUCUGAAGCAUAAUACCCAUCUAAAUGGUGUUAGGACAACUGAUUUCAAAUCAAAUGGUUAAGUGAUUUUAGACUGAUAAAAGAUUAUGAAAUGGUUCAUUCUAUUUACUGUAAUAGGUCACAAAUGCAUUACAUACAUGUACUAAGUAUAGGAAGGUUUUAUCAUGCCACAAUGCCAGGUGAGUGUUUAAUAACUCAUGUUUUAUACUUGUAUCGAUUCACGUUCAGAACAACUCUCAAGGCCAUCUACAAAUGCAGUCUUUCAAUAAUGUUUCAAAAUAUUUGAUACUUAUAUACUGUUAACGUAUUUGAUCCUUUUUUAUAUUACAUGUAUUUGUAUUUGGCUUCAAUCUUUGCUUGAAUGAGCCUUGUCUAUUUAUAAAGACCAUCUUUUUAAUUGAAUUGAAUUCCCUGGAACCCUGAUGAGUCGGAUUUGAGUACUGGGAAUAUCAUCUGUGUUUUUUAAUACUAUUUGAAUUGUUUGCAAUAUAAUAAUUUUGAGAUAUAUCAUGUGGCCAAUAUUAUCUAUUCUUAGAACAAAAUUUAUGUGAAGCAUUGUGGCCCAGUGGAUUAGACUCUGGACUUUCAAAUAGAAGGUCAUGGGUUCAAAUCUUAGCCAUGGCAUAAUUUCCUUCAGUAAGAAAUUGAUCCACAUUGUGCUGCACUCAACCCAAGUGUGUAUAACAGCUGCUCUGCUAAAGCCAGCAUAAUUAUGCUACAUUACUGUAGUUCACUGUAGAGACUUCUGAUUAAAUAAGCUUUAAUCAUUUAUGAUUAUCAUUAUUAUUAUUCAGUGAAGUUUCUAUGUCAUAAUAUUAUGAAAUUAUUGUCAGAUCAUUACAGUCCUAGUACCUGGUAGGAUAUGAAAACAAGUGAAGUAUGUCUAGUAUUUGAAUUUGGAAAAUCUUGCUGGAAUGUUCCCCAGGGAGUGGAGAAGUGCAUACAUUCUUUCCUUCUAGGAUGUCAUUUCACACAUAUAUUAGGGUUGAAGGUCAAAGCCAAAGAAAUCACUGGGCUCUAAUUGCAUGCUAGGGGGGAAGACAAACGUCUAUUGCCUUAUUUUCUCUUUCUACAUUUUCGCUUUCAUUUUUUUGCCUUUCAUCAUCUUACACAGCCUUGAUGUGUAAUUGCCUUUGGUUCUUUAUAACAGUGUUUAAGUAAGGGAGCUUAUUCGCAAGGAAUGAUUUUUAGAUUUUUUUUAAAUAUCAUAUUUUGAUGCCUUUUAGGAGUAUAUUGUGGAACUACAAACUGUGUGUAUAUUACCUUUUUUUCAUUUUCUAUUCUAUGGGGGUGUUGUUUACCAUUAUUCACUUGCAGUCUUGGUGUUUGUUUUCUAUAGCAUGGUGGCUUGGGAGCAUUUACAUAAGGCAAGGUUUUGGGAGAGGCAAGCCAUUGUUGACACACAAGGGCUUGCCUCUCCAAUCAUUUCUCUGAUAUUAAUGAUCUGGGCAAACUAUUACUUUGUUUUAAUACAGAUCAUGUUGCAGAUUUUAUUUUGAAAAUAAACAAUUAGCAUGUUUUUUAUACAAUGUCAAUUUGCUAUUUUAUAAUCAUCUUAUCUCAUUUAUAGAGAUACAGUAUUUUGUUAAGCAAUGAAACAUAAGAUUAUAAUAGACAUUGAUACACGCAUUGAUAUAUCAAUUUCAGUGAUAUUUAUUAUUCUCUAUAUUUGUGUUGAUUUAUAUUCUCUCAUUUUUCAUAUUUAGAACAAAAUAGAUAUAUCAGGAAAAUAUUGAUUAUUUUAGAUUACUAUAGGGUAAUAUAUUUCAUAAUGAAUAGAUAUGCAAAAAUAAUGAUAUUGAUGUAAUUUGUGUUUUUUGAAUAAGUAUUCUAUGAAACUUGUAUUAAAGUGAUUCAUGAACAUAUAUGCAUAAGAUAAGCCGAUUUGUAUUAUGGCAUCCAGCAAAUUUAUAAGUCUCAAGAUUGAAAAUUGCUUUUUACUUUGGUUUGUCUUGAUCUGAUAUCCAUACACAGUAUGUGUGACAUUCCAUAUGAUUGCUCAACUGAAGAAAAAAAAUUGCAUUCCAAUUGAAAUGGUGUUAAAAUGGUGGCAUAAUAUUCUCAAGGAUGUGAGUGACUGAAAAAGAAAGGAAUUGUUUUUUUAAGAUUGUCUUAUAAAGAAAUAAAUACAUUUCUGUACUUUUUGCCUGUGCGUGCUUGUUGUGAAGCCUAAUUGUGACAUGUGUCACAGUGAAAUGACUGUCACACAUGUAAUAGGGAGACUAUAUCAUUUGAUGAAUUUGUCAUAAACUUCAUGUACUGGUAUUGAUUACAUGCCAUAUCAACCCCAUGUAUAUGUAAGCAUGUUGACGUACAGAUGGGGGGGGGGGGCUGGGGUGCCAUGCCCCCACCCAACAAAAAAGUUUCAUAACAAAGGGGAAAAAACAGGAGAAAAAUAAAGGGAGUGUGUGAAAUAUAUAUAUUCUGAGUAUUAUAAUAAUAAAAAUUUAUCCAAAAUGUAGAUUUUUUUAUUAAAAAAAAAAAUUGUUCCAUCCAUCAUAUCUGACCUUAAUUUUUAGGGACUCAUUGUACCACUUAUCCUGUAGCAUAUGUUUUUCCCUUAUCACUAGUAAAUCACUAGUAAACAAGUGUAAUAUUAGUUUUGCAACAUCACUUGAUUAAAUUCAUUGCUUUACUGUUAAUUAUGUUGGCUAAACAAGUGCUUUUAAUUAUUUCAUACAUUAAUUUCAGGCCAUCAUUCAUGUCACUUGAUUCUUGCCAUGAUCAUUAUCACAACAAACUGCAUGAAUUGCUUUUCUGUAUCUUGAUGUCUUAAAAUUAUCAUGAAUUUUCGAAAUUUGUCAAAUAUAGUAUCGGAAUAUCUUUAGAUAACAAUAUUUAUAUAUUUUGAUAACAUAUAAACUGUAUCAAAUUAGCAUUUUAUAUUCAGAUAUUAUAUAUUUAUAUCAAAUAGUCUACUUAAUAGUCUUAAAAUUAAAGUAUGACAGUUUUAUAUUACACUACCACUCACUGCAAACAUUUAUUAUCUUUUGAUUUCAUGGUUAAAAACUUUUUUUUUUGUAAUGCAUGUUAGUUGACAUACAUGUGCCUUCACAAAAAAUAUGGAUAAAGUAUGGUGUAAUGUAUUAACAAAAAAGGAGAGAACAAAUAUAGAUGACUUUCUGUA
Molecule: messenger RNA, 4760 nt
Organism: Lytechinus pictus (painted urchin)
Lineage: Eukaryota; Metazoa; Echinodermata; Echinoidea; Temnopleuroida; Toxopneustidae
Product: amine oxidase [flavin-containing] B-like
Exons: 15
Coding region: 68-1450 (460 amino acids)
Cellular component (GO): mitochondrion
Molecular function (GO): flavin adenine dinucleotide binding; primary methylamine oxidase activity
Source: RefSeq, a predicted model, not a curated record